UCAGUUUUCAUUUUGCCCGUGCAUUGGAAACAUUUUCUCUGAAAUUGUGACUACAAAGUUUGGAAUUGAAAUCAAGAAAGUGAAUUUUACCAGCCAUACAAGUUACUCAAGUGCAUUACAAGCGACCUAAAUCAAAGUUGAUGGUCCAGAGUUAUAACUGCGAUAGAACACAAAGCGCACCGCAAAUCGUCCUACGUCAGCAACAUUCGAUCGCCAUUCUUAUACGAUCCAAUUAAUGUACGUUCGAAGCAGAGCAGAGGAUUUCCUAUCAAAAGAAUUUCCGAUUAUUCGUGUGAUAUUUCUACUGGUUUAGACUUCGAUGAGUUUAAUUUCGUUGACCUUAGAUUUCGUUCACAUCACUCAUUACGUCUGUGAGCCGCAGUGUUUAUAUACAACUGGAUUUUAAUGAAUCCAAUCAGACGCGUUUUUUAGAGCCAAGCCUGCGGUUUUUUUUUUAUUGCGAUCGCUUCGAUCCAGAGGUCAUUAUUGCGCCGAUAAGCCUAACGAGCAGUCGCAGAACUGAAUCUCAGACCGCCAGUAAAAGUGCAAAGGUGUCCCGCAUUACGGCGACGUACGCUAAACACGGCCCUAUGUUGAGUUAUAACCGAAAAGUAAACCUAUCGGAAUUAAUGCUGCUGAAUGUGCUUAUAAAACAUCUUAUAAACUCUAAUGUUACAUAACGUCAACUAAAAAUCAUCUAGUAUAGAAUCCAGAGUUACUUUAUCAAAAAGUGGAAGAAAUAUCAUUGAAGCGCCAAUCAAGUGUCAAGUUUUAUUGAAUACCAAGCCUUUGUGGCCAAUUUACCAGGAGGUACACGAUAAAAGCUAAUCCACUUGAAGCAGUUGAUUGAUCGAUCAAUCCGUUUCUGAUUGUUGCUGAAGCAUUCAGAAACUGUCAUAGGAAGGAUUCUAAAAUCAUUGGCACUGCAUACAUUCGAAUCGGAAUGAUGAAUCUUAAAAUUCUUUCUCUGCUAGCUGUGCUAGCAAUACUCGCACCGGUAAUCAGCGGUCGAGCAAUAGAUCUUGACCAGGAUAACUCACUUUCGGCGUCCUCUACCGGACCUCGAACGACGAUUAGGCCAAAUUUCGUAAAAAUCACCUCUCAGCCACCAUCACAGAUAACUCACUUACGAGGAAGCACCAUUGAAUUGGAAUGUGAAGUAAUGGGAUCUCCGACACCUAACGUUCAGUGGGUACAUGGCAGUGGUCAGGCAGCAGAUUGGGACGACGUAACCAUGAACAUCAUUAGUGAAAGCAGUCCAACUACAAUGGCACGUGUGGUAUCGCGUCUAGUAUUGGAUCAUUCGACAAGAGCUGCCGAGAGUACCUACACUUGCAUUGGCCGCUCUGGAGGUCAAAUUGCUAUCGCUUCAACAACCGUGUUCCACGUCGAUGCACCGCGUUCCAACUUCACUGAUAUUUUGAAACCAGUGGCCCAUCAUUUCAUGCAUCUCAAACCAACUCGCGUUACACUCCAUUACCGAGCAUUAUUUGAAGAUAUGGGCUCGACAGUAAUUCUUCCCUGCAAAACCGUCGGACGUCCUUUGCCAGAUAUUACUUGGAAAAAUGAAGAAGGCAAUGUCAUAAGCAGUAUACAGGAUCCAAGAUUUCGAACACUAGCAUCAGGGGAAUUAAUCAUCAAUGAUCUUCGAUGGGCUGAUAUGGGAUUGUACACUUGUGUUGCAAAAAAUGCCAUCUCGAAAGACGAAGCGGAAACUUUCCUCUAUCCCAUUCGACCUAAUUAGGACUACGGCAUGAGGCACAAGCAGAAUAUCGGACUGCAUAGAAUCAUGAACAAAAGGAUAGGCUACAUUCCAAUCCACGUAUAGUUACUAUUUUCAACAGUCAGUAAAAAACACUUAUGCCAUUUACUUAACUUAUUAAUCAACAUGUAGGAACAAAAUGCAUAACAAAUAAUUUAUUUAAAUAUCCUUUAAAAAGUAUUUCAACAAUUUAUAAAAUAAGUGACUAUCUUGAAUACUAGCUAGUAAGACUUUUUCUUUCUAAAAAUGCCAACGAAUACAACAGAAUCGUAAAAUCUUGUCAUUAAAUUGGUAAAUGUAAAUAGAAUUCGAGCCGAAUUCAAAACUAUUUGUACAUUGUUUUGGAUUGAUUCCAAAACUGUCUGUCAAAGGUACACUAAACAUGAAAGGUACUAUGCACAAAUAAACAGUUUUGAAAAAUAUAAA
Molecule: messenger RNA, 2188 nt
Organism: Wyeomyia smithii (pitcher-plant mosquito)
Lineage: Eukaryota; Metazoa; Arthropoda; Insecta; Diptera; Culicidae
Gene: ImpL2
Product: neural/ectodermal development factor IMP-L2
Exons: 3
Coding region: 944-1744 (266 amino acids)
Cellular component (GO): neuron projection
Source: RefSeq, a predicted model, not a curated record